Messenger RNA from Delphinapterus leucas (beluga whale), 769 nucleotides. It is a transcript of the gene RLN3, whose product is annotated as relaxin 3. Gene Ontology annotation, cellular component: extracellular region. The record is from RefSeq and is a predicted model, not a curated record. Lineage: Eukaryota; Metazoa; Chordata; Mammalia; Artiodactyla; Monodontidae. Gene Ontology annotation, molecular function: hormone activity; G protein-coupled receptor binding.
UGUAUAAAUGGGGGGCCAGGAGGCGGUGGAGGCACCAACCACAGGAAGCUGCCUUGCUGUGCCACCUCUCACAUCUCAGGCAGUCCUGUCCAGCAUGGCCAAACGUCCUCUGCUGCUGCUGCUGGCCAUGGGGGUGCUGGCUGGGGAGCUGUGGACCGAGGCCCAGGCAGCACCCUACGGAGUGAAGCUUUGCGGCCGUGAAUUCAUCCGAGCAGUCAUCUUCACCUGUGGGGGCUCCUGGUAGAGGUCAGACAUCCUGGCCUGUGAAGCUAUGGGUGAGGCUGGGGAGGUGCUGGAUGCCUUCCCAGACGCAGAUUCCAAUGCAGACAGCGAGCUGGAUGAGGCAGUGGCCUCCAGCGAGUGGCUGGCCCUGACCAAGUCCCUCCAGGCCUUCUAUAGAGGCUGACCGGGCUGGCAGGGCACCCCAGGGGCUCUGCGGGGCAGCCGCAAUGUCCUGGCUGGCCUCUCCAGCAACUGCUGCAAAUGCGGGUGUGGCAAGAGUCAAAUCAGCAGCCCCUGCUGGAAGGGCAACUGGGCAGCCCGGCAGCACCAGGGUGAACGCCCCAGCCCUGCCAUCCACCUAACCGGUAUCCAGCUGGGCACCUGUUUCUGGCCCCUCAUGCAUUCAUUCAUCAGCGAGUCUCAGAGCCCCGCGAGGGACUUUCCGGUGCAGCGAAGGGGCGGGAAGCCGAAGCGCAAGGUGCGGAGGCGGCUGGGAGGGGCGGCUCCGCUUCCCUUUGCUGUUCGGGCGCUGGACCCAGAGAGAUAA